Encephalitozoon intestinalis ATCC 50506 is the source of this 1023-nucleotide messenger RNA. Its product is annotated as GATA zinc finger transcription factor 3. Gene Ontology annotation, molecular function: DNA-binding transcription factor activity, RNA polymerase II-specific; zinc ion binding; RNA polymerase II cis-regulatory region sequence-specific DNA binding. Lineage: Eukaryota; Fungi; Microsporidia; Unikaryonidae. The transcript has a single exon. Gene Ontology annotation, biological process: positive regulation of transcription by RNA polymerase II; negative regulation of transcription by RNA polymerase II. Bases 1 to 1023 code for a protein of 340 amino acids. The record is from RefSeq and is a predicted model, not a curated record.
AUGGGAUGUGUGAACAAAGAAAGUGGGGGCCAAAAACAGAUAGAAGAUACAUGGACUAAAGACUUCCGAGAUGAAGAGCAGAAGAAGUCUUUUCACAAAGACGACAUGAAUGUAGAAAUGGAAGAUAUAAAAGGAUAUGAUAAGAAGGCUUUUGAUGUAGAAGAAUUAAGGCAUGGAGGGGAAGACCCUUGUAAUUCUUCUUUACAGAGUCUUAAUGAAACAAAUAAUUACACCACAAACGCACAAAUAUCUCAAAAUCUAGAUAGAUUCAAUGAUAGAAAAGGGAAGUACCAGGAAUUGAUUUCAGAGUAUGGAUCGAUGGAGAUGCCCAAGAUUGCAAAAGAACUUAAAAGAAAAGCAAAGCAAAGAAUAUGCUCCAACUGUGCAACUACAAGCACUCCAUCGUGGAGAAGAGGAGACCAAGGGAAAUCGCUCUUAUGCAAUGCAUGCGGGCUUUAUCAGAAGCUUCACGGCAGGACAAGACCAUACACCAUUACUGCUGGAGGAAGAACAAAAGCCUUAAAGGGUGGUCAUGAAAGGAUUGUAUGUGUAUCCUGUAAUAUCUCCUUUUUUACUUCGGAGUCCAAGAACACGCCUGGCUAUCUCUGUGAUGGGUGCUUAUCGUAUGCUAAAAGUAGGAGAGGACACCCUAGAAGUAACGAAGAAAGAGAUUGCCAAAGCGAGUUUAAUGAGAAAAUACUUUCCAAUAGAUAUUCUAGAUUCUAUACUAGGGAGAUUCCCGAUCAGUAUAAUGUUCCAUAUCACUACGUAGAGAAGGGAGAAAUAGACAACGGGUUUAGAAGUUACUCCUCUGCAUCCAUUGUCUAUCCCCAAUCCUAUGGAUAUUACUACUUAAACGAAAAGCAUCACACACCGCCCCGAUUUGGAGAGUAUGAAGCUCCUUUUCCCAAAAAAGGCCUGGAUUCCGGGUUCAAGAGUGCUUAUCCUGGGGAGAUGAUCGGCGAGAGUGAUAAUGGAAUGGAUUCCUGUGAUCCUAAUGUAAAUACCCCGGCUGGCAUAUGA